Messenger RNA from Carcharodon carcharias (great white shark), 1446 nucleotides. Its product is annotated as zinc finger protein 345-like. The coding region runs from base 229 to 1350 and encodes 373 amino acids. Gene Ontology annotation, molecular function: RNA polymerase II cis-regulatory region sequence-specific DNA binding; DNA-binding transcription factor activity, RNA polymerase II-specific. The transcript is spliced from 2 exons. NCBI's taxonomy places the organism in Eukaryota, Metazoa, Chordata, Chondrichthyes, Lamniformes, Lamnidae. Gene Ontology annotation, biological process: regulation of transcription by RNA polymerase II. The record is from RefSeq and is a predicted model, not a curated record.
AGAAGCCAAAAAUAGGUGGAGAUAACCAAAAGAUGUCACAGACAUCACUGCGUGAUCCGGAGCAUGCGCAGUAUGGGUAAUGGCGGUGGACAGAGGCUUGUUUGUCGGAUCCACAGGAGGGUAUUAUAAGGGGAGGAUUUGCAGUUGGGAAACUGAAACCAAACAUCACAUCAGGAUCUGACAGAUUUGCCCAGCUUAUUGUCACCCAAGUAUCAUCGGAAGUUGAACAUGGAAGGAAAAAGCACUGUUCACAGUGGGGAGAAACCGUACAUAUGCUCUGUGUGUGGACGAGGCUUCAACCAAUCAUCUAAUCUGUUGAAACAUAAAUGCAGUCGCAACAGGGAGAAACCAUGGAAAUGUGGGGACUGUGGGAAGGGAUUUAAUUACCCAUCAGAGCUGGAAAAUCAUCAACGAAUUCACACUGGGGAGAGGCCGUUCACCUGCCCUGAGUGUAGGAAGGGAUUCACUUGUUCGUCCAGCCUGCUGAAACAUCGGCGAGUUCACACUGGGGAGAGGCCGUUUACCUGCUCUGAGUGUGGGAAGAGAUUUGCUCGCUCAUCCACCCUGCUGACACACCAGCGAGUUCACAUUGACGAGAGACCUUUCAAAUGCCCGGACUGCGGGAAGUGCUUUAAAAGUCCCCGGGAACUGACUGCCCAUCAACGUGUUCACACUGACGAGAGGCCAUUCAGGUGCUCGCACUGUGGGACUGGGUUCAAGACAUUAUUUAACCUCACUGUACACCAGCGAAUUCACACUGGGGAGAGCCCAUUCACCUGCACCAAGUGUGGGAAGGGAUUUGCUAACACAUCCACCCUGCUGAAUCACCAGAGUGUUCACACUGAUGAGAGACCUUUCAAAUGUCCAGACUGUGGGAAGUGCUUUAAAAGUUCCGGGGACCUGAUGAUCCAUCAACGUGUUCACACCGAUGAGAGACCAUUCAGGUGCUCUCACUGCUGGACUGGGUUCAGACAAUCAUCUCAACUCAUUGUACACCAGCGAAUUCACACUGGAGAGAGACCAUUCACCUGCUCAGAGUGUGGGAUGGGAUUCACAACCACAUCCUCCCUGCUGAGACACCGGAGAGUUCACACUGGGGAGAGGCCAUUCACCUGUCCCGAGUGUGGGAAGGGAUUCACAACCACAUCCUCCCUGCUGAGACACCGGCGAAUUCACACUGGGGAGAGGCCAUUCAGCUGCCCCGAGUGUGGGAGGGGAUUCACAACCACAUCCUCCCUGCUGAGACACCGGCGAGUUCACACUGGGGAGAGACCAUUCACCUGCCCCGAGUGUGGGAGGGGAUUCAUAACCUCAUCCAAACUGCUGAAACAUCAGCGAGUUCACAAGUGAUUGGCUUUUUCUGUUAGUCACAUCCAGGACUGAACUGUGUCCAUUUGGUCUGUUUCUGCUGAUGUUAAUAAACUCCAGCACAACUGUAGGGGUUAA